AUGGAUGCGCAGAAUGCUGCCCAGUCCGACCAGACGAGGCCUGCUGGCGAUGAACCUCGGCGGCCUGACCCCAAGCCCGAAACCACCAAGUCGACGUCGCCGCCUGUAAGCCCCAAGCCCUCAGAGCCCGUUGAUAAGGACAAAGAACCUCGUCAACCUGCGAAUUCUUCGUCGGCGCCCGAUGCAGAUGCUCCCGAGGACCGCGACUCUGACGCCGAAACAAUCGUUUUGCCCGGUAAAGAUGGACACUCCCCUUCAAAGGCCCGCAAGGUGAGGCAGGAGGAUAAGAGCGAUGGUGAUGGCGACGUCGACGUCUCCAAGUCGACCAUCCAGGCGGCCGGCUGUCCGCCUCACGACCUCGAAAAAAAUCAGUCUUCGAUCAUCGCCCGCGGCGACCCUAUUAAAAAGAAGCGUCUGUCGGCCCAUCUCGAACGCGAAAAGCAGUCACGGGGCAAAGAUGCGGCGUCGAGUGGUUUGAGCUCUGCGCCUGCGUCCCCACCGCAGCACCGCCGUCAACACCGUCGCCGCUCCGACGACCCCCACUCAUCUUCCGACUCUGAACACUCUCGCCCUCGGCCCCCCAAGACGUCCAUCCGUGACAAACUAAAAUCUACCGAGCGCCUGGUGCCGCACAAGCGAAAGGGCUCAAGACUCGAAUCCGACGACGAGGCUGAGAGUCGCAAGGUCCGCCGCCAGCGAACAACCAGUGUAGGCAUAGAAUCAGCCCGCCUGCACAAAGAGCACAAGGUUCCCUCUGGCAAGUCACACCAUGAAUCACAAAACCGAUCUAUUUCCCCACAGGCUCGAUCUCACCGGAGAAGCGCAUCCUCUCAACUGCCCUCACAUUCCUCCAACGGCUCCGGUCAAAAGAAGAGGCGCCUGCCUCCCCCUCUACACUCCACGGAAUACCACUCGGACGAAUCUUCUGCCAGUGGCAGUCCCCACCCUCGCAGCUCCAAACUUCGUAGCCUGGCAACGCCUGCCACCGCCGAUACGAAUGCUUCUCCCGCUAGAAUGGCGCCACACAAAAAGCAUCUCGAUGCUCACGGCCAGACCUUCUUAGCCCGCGCUUGCGCCAAAGGAGACUACGAGGGUGCCAAAACGCGUCUGACGGAGAGGCCAGAGGACCUGAACGUUGCCGACUACGCUGGAAAUACCCCUCUGCAAAUUGCUGCGAUUAAUGGAUGCGAGGAUAUUGUCAAACUUUUGAUCGAGGCCGGCUGCAACCUGGACUGUGUCAACUACGAUAAAGAUACUCCACUGCUCGACGCCGUCGACAACGGCCACCUUGGAGUGGUCAAGCUUUUGCUAGACGCCGGUGUCAACCCCCGAAAAGCCAAUGUGAACGGAGAGGAGCCAGUCGACCGUGUGAGCGAGAAGACGGAAAACGCAGACGAGAUCCGUGCCGCUCUGAUGGCAGCAAGGAAACGAGUAGGUGAACGACGACGCACCUCUGAAGACCGCCAUUCGCACCACGACUCCCAUGAUGCAAGGGAUUCACACGCACCAGACAGCCCUCGGAACUCCCCUGUUACAAAUCAACAAGGACGAAGAUCAGGAACUGUACGCGCACAAAAGACAAGAAACGAUUUGCUGUACAUGCCCCUGGACGAGAAGACCCUUCGACAAGCUGCUGGGCGUGGAGAUGAAGAAACCGUUGCUCGCAUCUUGCAAGUGAAGGAAGGCUUCAACGACCCCGAGUCUAUGGUUGCUGCUGCAAGAGGAGGCCACGAUCUUGUCAUCCAAUUGUUACUAAGUCUAGGAGCCGCAAACCCGGAUCCAGCACCCAUUUCUUCCGUACAACCAGAGUUUGCAACACCGAUACUAGCAGCAAUUGGACAAGAGAACAUCAAGGUUGUGGAACUACUCUUAGAACAGCAGGGUUUUGAUCCAACACGGCGUUUCAAGGGAGAAACUUAUUACGAAAUUGCACGGCGUCGGGCAGGUUCCAACUGGAAGGAAGAAGAACACAUGUUGAAAAACGCCUACGACGAGCACAAGCGGAGUCACAAGGACUCGGCAAAAACGAAAUCCCCCAACCGACGGGACCGAGAGCGUGAGCGUGGUGAACGAGAGGAGCGCGAAGCGAAGCGAGCUAGACGAGCUGAGGCCAAGGAGAAGGAGGAGGCUCGUUUGCAACAAAAGCGGCAUCUCUCUAGUCCGGAGCCGAAGAAGAAGCUCAGCGCCGCCAAACUCACCAGUCCCAAGGAAAAGCGAAGAACAGAUACACCCGCCAAUCAUGGAGACGACCAUCCCCCGAAACGUGGCCCAGGACGUCCCAGAAAGGAAGAUCGCCUCCCCUCUAUCAAUGUUUCAGACCGCGAACUGUCUCCCUCGAUUUCUCACAAACAGCUCAAGGUGAAGCGUGCCGAAUCAGAUGCUGCUGGCGUAUCGUCUGAAGGCGAAACUGUCAAGCCCAGAAGGAAGCUUGUGUCCAAGGGCGAGCUCCGAGGAGAACGAGAGAGGCAACGGCGAGCUAGCAUGGCCUCCAACGCCUCAUCACUCAAGGAUCACCCUACCAGCCCUCACGAAACAAGACACGACGAGCCAUCCGACAAACACAGGGCCGAGAAACUGUCUGAGAAGUACCAUGACCGAACCAAGGCUCUCAAGCGAGACGAGUCAAGAGAUCGUUUAUCAGUUUCCGGCGACGGAUCGACCAAGAGGCACCGGGCUAGUACCACGCCCGAUCGACCUAGUAACGGUGACAAGGACGAUAGCGAAGUCCCACUGAAACGACGACGUAUCGACGGUGAAACCAAGGAGAAACGACCGAAACAGUUGCUCUCCUCUGACGAGCGACCACGCAAGUCUAGUUCUCUUCAAGACUCUUCCAAGCUCUCAUCCAAAUCAAAUCACAAGAAGCAUGAUGACGAUCGACGGGAAAGACAUCAUGACUCCCAUCGCGCGGAACCGGAUCGAUCUAGCAGUGCCGAGAAGCUGAUUCAUGUCAAGUCAGAAGAAACCGACGUUGACAUGAAGGAUGCUGAUACAAUUCGAGCCGUGUCAGAAGCUGAGAUGCAAGCUGCCCGAGCAAAGGAGGCUAAGCAAGCCAAGCAGGCCCAGGAAGCCGAGCAAGAGAAGCAGCAAGAGGCCAGGAAGAAGGAGGAGGCUCGUAAGGAGGAAGCACGAAAGAAGGAGGAAGACCGCAAGCGAGUCGAAGCCGAGGAAAAGAAGAAGCGUGAAGAGGAAGAAGCCCGAAAGAGAGCAGAGGAAGAGGAGAAGAAGCGUAAGGAGGAGGAGGCUGAGAAGGAGAGAAAGCGGAAGCAAGAGGAAGAACGCGAGGCCGAACGGAAACGCAAAGAGGAGGAGCGUCGACGACGAGAAGAAGAGGAGAAGCAACGACGUGAGGCCGAGGAAAAAGCUCGCCGCGAGGAAGAAGAGAAGAAGCUCCUGGAAGAGGAACGGAAGAAGAAGGAGGAGGAAGAGCGCAAGCAGCGAGAGGAAGAGGAAAGGCUUCACCGUGAGCAGCUCGAGCGAGAAGCGGCCGAACAAGCUCGCCGUGAACGCGAGGAGGAGGAACGAAAAGAAAAGGAGCGCCGAGACCGAGCACACCGCGAGGAAAUGGAAAGGAAGCGAGCUGCUCGCGAAGCCGAACUACGACGGAUACGCGAGGAACAGGAACGCCAACGCCUCGACAAGCUGCCCCCUCUUCUUCGAUGGUUGGAUACGUGCCCCAACCCCAAGCUUCCUGCCAUUGCAGAGAAGUUUAAGCGGAUGCAAGGUUGCCGUUACGAUACCAUCCGACCCGAGGCCAACCAAAAACCCGAAGGGCGUGAGCAGUGGGUUCUCAACACACACGCUGCUCUUCUUCUCGGCGAGAAGGAUCUGAAUCUGUCACGAUACACGGCUUGGGAGCGUGUUCCCGUCUCCUCCUUGGCUAAACUUACUCUUUGGCGAAUUGAAUGGAGUCUCUACUCCCUCGUCGACGAGAAGCUUUGGGAUCUCGGACGUCAACUCCCCAACUACUAUGGAGACGAGGAUCCCUCCGAACUGCGUUUCCAGACGAAGCAGCGGCUCAAGCAGGAAGCCUGGGAGAGAUUCCUCGACACGGAGAUGUUCUUUGUCAAGGUGUCGGACCUGAUGUAUACUGUUCCUAAUAUCCCACACCUUUGUCAUGUUCAACUUGCGGUGGAAUACCGCGAACUGUUGGAGACCGAGGCGCAAAGUCGUGGGUGGGUGACAAACAACAAGUGGAAGCAAGAUCCAGAUGCUGGUCGCUUCCAUGGUUUCGCACCUCGAUCCAAAUAUUACUAUAGCGGUCUCUUGGUGGGCGAAGACAUGCCUCAACUCGCACAAACGAGCAGCACACCGUUCCCAGAGAAAAAGGUUCCUCGACGAGGACUGGUUCAAGUCCACCCAGACGACCCAGAGUAUCCUCGAAUCUGCGUUGAGCAAGGACUUGAGCAUCUGGUCAACGGUCACCUGAGCCCGCCUCUUAUCAACGGCAUUCAUUCAUCGCCCAUCAGCCAAAAGUCAAUGAAUGGCACCAUCCGGGUUUUGACGCCAGGGUCGUCUGAGGGCAUGACAAACUCGACUACCGCUCACGAAGGGCUCACGAAUGGAGUUAACGGAAAUUGA
Molecule: messenger RNA, 4581 nt
Organism: Fusarium vanettenii 77-13-4
Lineage: Eukaryota; Fungi; Ascomycota; Sordariomycetes; Hypocreales; Nectriaceae
Exons: 4
Coding region: 1-4581 (1526 amino acids)
Cellular component (GO): nucleoplasm
Molecular function (GO): protein binding
Source: RefSeq, a predicted model, not a curated record